AUGUCGCAUAUCACUCUUUUCGCCCGUCAAACUGAAACCAAGAACAUGGUCCAGUGCUGUUUCUGUGAGAAAAUGUAUAAAAUUGACAAUGGAUCGAGUGGUUUCAUUCGUCAUCUUCGAUGCAAACAUCCAGAAUUUCUUCACAAAAUGGGUGGAGUCAGUGAGCGUUCGAAAGAGAGAAAAAUGAAGAGCAGUGACACGUUGCUCCUUGGAAAAGGGGAAACAGAAAAUAAUAAUAUUGAUUAUAAAGUGAAAGUAGAGCCAUCAGAUGAGAUGAUUUUGGAUACGGAAGAGUUUUCCAGUAAUCAGAUUUUGGCGAAUUUCGUGAAUCAGAUGGAGUUGGGCCAGAGUGAUGUCCGUAUCGCGGAGAAGCGUCCACGAAUCUCCCCAUCUCCACUGGAAAUCUUGACUGCCCCGGACAAAAGUUUCGAAGAGCCAGACUUCAAAAUCUUCGCAGGAGACAACCCUCUUCAAAAGUUUCUCAGUGACAUCAAUAGAAAAUUUGGAGUUCAAAAUGGAGAAAUUCCAAGUCAACAUUCGAAUGAAAGUGGAGAAGCCAGCACUUCGAUGACUGCUCUUGAAAUGCCGAUCUCACAAAAAGCAUCAAGAGAUCCAAGUCCGAAUAGCAGUUUGAUCAGUGAGAUUAAUGGUGGAACAGAAACUGUCGACUCCUCUCCUCGCCUCCGCCUCAACCCGAUGAUUCCAUUCGGAUGCGUUUUCUGUCCAUGCUCAUUCCCACUUAUCAAAGAUCUCCAUAUUCAUGUCACCCAUGUCCACAGAACUUCCUACCGCUGCAACUUCUGUUUAGCCGAAUUCGUGGCACCAGAACAUCUUGAACAUCACUUUACGAUGGUUCACGUCACUGGUGGAGUAGUGGAAACUACAAAUAGCCAAUGA
Messenger RNA from Caenorhabditis remanei, 897 nucleotides. RefSeq lists its product as uncharacterized. Gene Ontology annotation, molecular function: DNA binding. Bases 1 to 897 code for a protein of 298 amino acids. Lineage: Eukaryota; Metazoa; Nematoda; Chromadorea; Rhabditida; Rhabditidae. The transcript has 4 exons. The record is from RefSeq and is a predicted model, not a curated record.